AUGAGAAAGAAAAGGGGGAGAAGAGAAAAUCCGAAAACCCUAGAUCCCGUCGCUGAUGAUGAUGACGAGACUCGUGGAGACGUCACCGGUAAAGAUGGGAAUGGAUUCUUCGCCUGCUAUAUCUUGACCUCCCUUAGCCCUCGCCACAAGACUCACACCUAUAUCGGGUUCACGGUUAACCCGAGGCGCAGAAUAAGGCAGCACAACGGAGAGAUCACAAGUGGAGCAUAUAGAACAAAGAAGAAACGGCCAUGGGAAAUGGUCCUCUGCAUCUAUGGUUUCCCCACCAACGUCUCUGCUCUUCAGUUUGAGUGGGCAUGGCAGCAUCCGAGAGAGUCACUUGCAGUGAGAGAAGCUGCUGCUGCUUUCAAAUCAUUCACUGGACUUGCAAGCAAGAUCAAGCUUGCUUACACAAUGCUUAAUCUUCCAGCUUGGAAUAGUUUAAACCUUACAGUCAACUAUUUCUCAACAAAGUAUGCUCACUACGGCGGUCUUUCUCCACCUUUGCCGUUGCAAAUGAAAGUCCAAGUUUGUGCUAUGGAUGAUCUUCCGUGUUUCACACAUGUAGACAGCAGUUCUCAACCCGAAGAUGAAGAGAGUCCUGAUGAUAGGAAUGAUGAUGAUGAUGAUGAUGAUGGCUGUAGCAAUCAAAGCCAGCCUAAGAAUGAAAAAGAACGUCAUGACCGACAUUUUGAGAAAGCGAAAGUACAUGAAACUGUACUUGAUGACAGAUUAGCAAACUUCACUGGUUUUGGCUUGUUAGAUUAUGAGAGUGUUGAAGAUGAAGUUUCACAUAGCACUGUAGGAGUAUACAUUGAUGAAGCUAUAGAGAAAGAGCCUGAGGUUGUAUUACAUGACAGAUUAGCAAAUUUCAGUGGUUUUGGCUUGGUAGAUGAGAGUGUUGAAGAUGAAGUAUCACAUGGCACUUUAAGAUCCAUUAGAGAUUGUUGGACAAGAAGCAACCCUGUUACAUCAACCGUUAAUGAGGUGGAGGUGAUUGAUCUGAUGACUCCCUCACCGAGUUGCAGAGUUGGAUCGUCUAUGCAGAGGAGACGAGUUUCUGAGUUUGUUGAUUUGACAAGGUCUCCUAAUUUCAUAGAGUUGUAG
This is a messenger RNA of Microthlaspi erraticum, 1107 nucleotides long. NCBI's taxonomy places the organism in Eukaryota, Viridiplantae, Streptophyta, Magnoliopsida, Brassicales, Brassicaceae. The record is from the annotation of a GenBank genome assembly.